AAAUAAGUUUAAAUUUAAGUUGAAUUCCGCUUUUAUUUGGAAAAUCUAUACCUAUCAAUAUUAUAAUAUAAGACAAAUUCUAAAUUCAAUGUAAAAAGUAAAAUAUAAAUACAAAUCCGAUAUUUUACGGAAUUUCGAAACGAUAACUAAUUAAUUAGUUACCUUCCAAAUUUUGAAAUAAUUAAAUUAAGUUCAAUUUAAAAUUAGUUUUCUACUAUAAAUAGGAAAAGAGAUUCCAAAACUUAUAAAUAAGCUUUCCAUUAGUUCCAAACUAUCGGCUAACAUAUCUCCUUCCAUCAAAAUUUGCUAAUUUCUUUCUUCUCCACAAAAAUUUUCUCACUCUCUCUAAUGUCUCCAUUUUCAUCAUGUUCAAAGGCCAUAGGAUCCUUAAUUUCUCGAAGAAACAACAUAAGGCAUCUGGUUAGAUUCGGUGAAAAAAGUGGCCCAAUUUCAUACCAUCCUAACCCUAUUAGUGUUCAAGGAAUUUCUCAAUUCCCAACCGACGCAAAUAGUACUUUUUGUAGUAGUGGAAGAAGGAAAUUUUUUGGUUGUAACGAUAGUGUUCUAUCCAAAAUUUACGAGGAGAAGCGCGUUUUAGGGUACUCACCUGAGCAAUUAUACAAUGUUGUUGCUGCUGUUGAUUUGUAUCAAGAUUUUCUCCCAUGGUGUCAACGUUCUCAAAUACUCAAACAACAUCCUCAUAAUGAUGAGAAUGAUGAAUCUUUUGAUGCUGAAUUAGAGAUAGGGUUUAAUUUUUUUGUUGAAAGUUAUGUGUCUCGUGUAGAAUUAAUCAAGCCAAAAAGGGUAAAGACAACAGCUUUAGAUACUACACUUUUUCACCACUUGAUUAACAUAUGGGAAUUCAAUCCUGGGCCAGUUCAAGGAUCUUGUAACGUUUACUUUUUGGUGGAUUUUAAGUUUCAAUCACCACUUUAUGGGAAGGUAGCAUCUAUGUUCUUUAAGGAUGUGGUUUCUAGGUUGGUUGGUUCAUUCAAUGAGCGAUGUCGAAUAAUAUAUGGACCGGCUACCCAAGUUCUUGAAUAAUAAGCUGUACUCAUGCUCAAUGGCGGAUCUAACUCAAUAUUUUUCUUAACUUUCGCCUUUAGUAUGUAAAUUUUCUGAGUCCGUCGCUGCUGAUGUUGUUUUACUAA
Molecule: messenger RNA, 1151 nt
Organism: Cannabis sativa
Lineage: Eukaryota; Viridiplantae; Streptophyta; Magnoliopsida; Rosales; Cannabaceae
Exons: 1
Coding region: 349-1044 (231 amino acids)
Biological process (GO): ubiquinone biosynthetic process; cellular respiration
Molecular function (GO): ubiquinone binding
Source: RefSeq, a predicted model, not a curated record